AUGACCUUCACCUUAUAUCCGACACUCCUCGCGGCUCUUAUUGUAGCGAUCGUCGUAGCCGAAGAUACUGCGCUAAUCAAUACCACUGCGGCGUCAACCAUCGAGCGUUCUGACUCUUACUACAAAGUUCGACAUCUCAAGGGAGCGCAGAAGACGAAUAAUGAGGAGAGGGUGGGUGCAGUGGGUGCUACUUGGUAUGCCACUCACGAAAUGGAUAGUCCGUCGACAUCAAAGUUCAUCUCCCAGCAAUCACAGAAAAUCCUUGACACGACGAAGGACAACACUCCGCUUCCUAAGUGGGCUAAGGUUGUCGUGGUUCUCGCGGGGCUUGGCAUAGUUUCAGGCGCCGCCGUUCUUUACGCGAAUUUUGUUAAGGCGAUACUCGAUUCUAAAUAA
Phytophthora nicotianae INRA-310 is the source of this 396-nucleotide messenger RNA. RefSeq lists its product as hypothetical. The record is from RefSeq and is a predicted model, not a curated record. The transcript has a single exon. NCBI's taxonomy places the organism in Eukaryota, Oomycota, Peronosporomycetes, Peronosporales, Peronosporaceae. The coding region runs from base 1 to 396 and encodes 131 amino acids.